CACCUCCAGCUUCCUCGUUAUGCCCUUGAAGACGUACAACAUUGACUUGCUGUCCUUUCCUGUUAUUCAAGCAGAGCCCUUGACUAUCGAAGCAUUUAGGCCUUUUGGCUCCAUCAUUUCGCCUGACGAAGAGCUAGUGAGGUCCCACAACGACAAAGGCGUCUUUGAGCAGGCAAACUAUGGCACUGCUAUUAAAUUCAAACAGGUAUCUCAAAUCCAGAACUUGUUUCCUCAAAGCAGCUCCAGAAAAAAAGAGUCCCUCAAUUGGAACAUCUUCAGAUGUUUCCCUCAAAACCACUUGAUGCAAUAUGAUCUGUUAAGCUCCACCUUUACCUACUUGACAAAGGUUUUAGAAAGACAUCCUUACAGUUCUCAGACAUUUCUACCAAUGGGGAGAUCAACUUCAAUAGAAUACGGUUACGUUGUAGUUGUUGCUCAAGAUCUCGAUAAUGACCAAGAUGAUACAAAACUACCUGAUUUGAAUUCAAUCAAGGUCUUUAUUUGCAAAAAUAACCAGGCUGUUACUUACAACUCAAACACAUGGCAUGCUCCAAUGAUAGCCCUAUCAAACCUAAACAACACCUAUUUAAACCAAUCGGAUCAUAUCGAUUUUGCUGUUUUAAUUCAUGAAAAUGGCAUUCCAAAUGACGAUUGUCAAGAAGUUUAUUUCGAGUCUGGUUUUAAAAUAUCUUUUAAAAAUUUCAUCAAAUGAAAGCACUACCAUAUAUAUAUAUAUAUAUAUAUAUAUAUUAUAGCAAUUAUAUAAAUACUCAAAUAAUC
Molecule: messenger RNA, 780 nt
Organism: Ascoidea rubescens DSM 1968
Lineage: Eukaryota; Fungi; Ascomycota; Saccharomycetes; Ascoideales; Ascoideaceae
Gene: DAL3
Product: ureidoglycolate hydrolase
Exons: 1
Coding region: 20-712 (230 amino acids)
Biological process (GO): allantoin catabolic process
Molecular function (GO): ureidoglycolate hydrolase activity; ureidoglycolate lyase activity
Source: RefSeq, a predicted model, not a curated record